This is a messenger RNA of Cynocephalus volans (Philippine flying lemur), 4345 nucleotides long. It is a transcript of the gene KLF7, whose product is annotated as KLF transcription factor 7. Gene Ontology annotation, biological process: regulation of transcription by RNA polymerase II. Gene Ontology annotation, molecular function: DNA-binding transcription factor activity, RNA polymerase II-specific; RNA polymerase II cis-regulatory region sequence-specific DNA binding. The record is from RefSeq and is a predicted model, not a curated record. The coding region runs from base 228 to 1136 and encodes 302 amino acids. Lineage: Eukaryota; Metazoa; Chordata; Mammalia; Dermoptera; Cynocephalidae. The transcript has 5 exons.
AAAAAAAAAGAAAAAUGCAACCUCCCAAAAUAAAGAGCAAAGAUUGCCUUAGGAGCGGACAGCGCUGCAGAAAUAGAUGGCAGCUUCGUUUGACUGAAACAAAACAAAACAAAAGGGCCACUGGAUGUCUGCCUUCUUGGGGGGUGAGCCAGACAGACUGACAAACCGACAGACCCAACUGUGUUCGGGGGAGGGUUUCUCCGCCCGUCCUGCCCGGCAGCAGCAGCAUGGACGUGUUGGCUAGUUAUAGUAUAUUCCAGGAGCUACAACUUGUCCACGACACCGGCUACUUCUCAGCUUUGCCAUCCCUGGAGGAGACCUGGCAGCAGACAUGCCUUGAAUUGGAACGCUACCUACAGACAGAGCCCAGGAGGAUCUCGGAGACCUUUGGUGAGGACUUGGACUGUUUCCUCCAUGCUUCUCCUCCCCCGUGCAUUGAGGAAAGCUUCCGGCGCUUAGACCCCCUGCUGCUCCCUGUGGAAGCCGCCAUCUGUGAGAAGAGCUCAGCAGUGGACAUUCUGCUCUCUCGGGACAAGUUGCUAUCUGAGACCUGUCUCAGCCUCCAGCCAACCAGCUCUUCUCUAGACAGCUACACAGCCGUCAACCAGGCCCAGCUCAACGCAGUGACCUCAUUAACGCCCCCAUCGUCCCCUGAGCUCAGCCGCCAUCUGGUCAAAACCUCUCAAACUCUGUCAGCCGUGGAUGGCACGGUGACGUUGAAACUGGUAGCCAAGAAGGCUGCCCUCAGCUCAGUAAAGGUGGGCGGGGUGGCGACAGCGGCGGCAGCUGUGGCAGUAGCUGGGGCAGUUAAGAGUGGACAGAGCGACAGCGAACAAGGAGGGGUGGGGGCUGAAGCAUGCCCCGAAAACAAGAAGAGGGUGCACCGCUGUCAAUUUAACGGGUGCCGGAAAGUUUACACAAAAAGCUCCCACUUAAAGGCCCACCAGAGGACUCACACAGGUGAGAAGCCUUAUAAGUGUUCAUGGGAAGGAUGCGAGUGGCGUUUUGCACGAAGUGAUGAGCUCACGAGGCACUACAGGAAACACACAGGUGCAAAGCCCUUUAAAUGCAACCACUGCGACAGGUGUUUUUCCAGGUCUGACCAUCUUGCUCUCCAUAUGAAGAGACAUAUCUAAAAAACCGAAAGGCCAGAGUUGCUGUUACGUCAGCCAAUGUCUGAAGGAAAUGCCGAGAGGCAGGGGGCUGGACUUCAGGCGAGGACACAUUGCCUCGCAGAAGAAAGUUCUCACUUCUAAACCUCUGUGUACACACACACACACACAUACACACACGCACACGCACAUACUCACACAGACCCACACACAUACACACUGUCAUGCACUCAACUAUAUUUAAAAUAUAUACGUCUAUUCUUUAUGCCUUGCCCUAGCCAGAUGGUAGAAGACGAAGAAGAAGGAAACCGGGUGAACUCAGCAAGGCAGACUGGCUGCUUGCUUCAGCACUAUUGGAAUUAUUUCCCGCUGUUGCCAAUGGAAAUCAAAGAAAAUGGAUGUGACGUCUCUGCAGGUGGACGGCAGUACGAGGGGCUUAUUUAACUUGCUUCUCAGUGCAACUUGAUAGGAGAAUACCACGUCUUAAAGUUGCAUAUGUGUAGCACUAAUGUUUCUUUUUAAAUAGUUGGGGGAAAAUGACCUAGAAAACCAAAUUGCAGUUUGGUAGCCAAAAUUAACUCUUGGUUUAUUUGUCCUUUGUGUGUGAAAAGUCCUACUAUUCCGUGCGUCAGACUUCCUCACAGAACUGUUGAUUGGUUUUGGUUCUUCUUAGUACUAUUGAGAUCUUUCGAGUCGAUACCAACGGCCUUAGCGGCGGCAGACUCUGGAAUAACACCUUACACCUUUCUGGCCUGCAUUUCUCUAGACUUCACUCUCAAGGGAGGAGUUUUCUUUUCUUCCUUUUUUGACUCUUGCACACCAUAUGCACUAGGGAUUCUGGAAACUUCUAGCAUGACUGCAAAGUGGCCAAGAGAAUAAAGUCCUUGAUGAUAAAUCACAGUAUAUCCCUUGAGCCUCACCUUAUUGCCAGUGCUAGAUUUUUUCUUUUUAAUCUCUCUGUUUUUGCUAAUGAAAACUUGAAAAGCUUGUUUGGAAGCUAACAUGUUUUAUCUUUUCUCCAUGGACUAAACCUCUCCAGGACUCUCUCGGCACCUGGAUGUCCAGCUCUCGAAGCAGCCAGUCAGAUGGGACAUCACAGUUCUCUCAUCCUCCUUGAGGCAUGAUGACCUCAGCUUCUAGUGAUCAACCACUGUGCUGUGUGUCAUUGCUACCCUAUAACCAGUUACAGCAUAGAUGUCGCUAGUCUCAAAGGGCAGCUGCAUAUUUAAUCUAACUCUGGGUUAUGACCUGACACAAAGCCAAAAAUAUCACUCUUUCCAGGAGUGGGGAAAACUGAGGAUGCCUCCCAGGUCUAGUGGCUUCACAAAACAUCAUCCUCUCUUCCUCUCUCAUACCCACUGAGCUCACAUUGCCCCACUUGUUAAAAUACACAAUUCAAAAUGCCGUUGUGGGAAUGAGGGGUUGAUAUGGAAGGAAAGGGUUGAAAGGUUUCUCAUGGUCUGUCUAAAAGGAGAGACACAUUUCUAAGUUUGUCUUUGGCUAGGCCCACCAUGAUGUGUGACCUAGAACAUCCAGGAUCAACAGAGGCCUCACAUUUACUCUGCAAGCUGACUGCAAGGGGCUCACACUCCUUAUGUUUCAUCCCAUACUCAUACACCCGGUAUUGGUCUCUAUCUACCCGCAUUUGUAGCUAGCUGGCACUGGCUUCAACUCCAAAGACUGCCUUUAGGACCGUUAAAUGGCCUGUGCCAGCAAGUGGGGUGGUGAUUAGGACAGAUUGUAUAUUUUGUAUAUUUGGGGACCAUCCCUUCAAGACACGUCUAACAAAAAUGGCAUUUGGUCCACACGCGGUUGCUGCUCCUUUAUACCAGCUGGCUCCCCUCUGCCCUCUGACUUUUUGACUCAUUGACUGUUAAAAUGCCACCCCAUACAUAUUUGGGAUGCAAAACUGAAGUCUUUAAAAGGAAAUAAUAAUAUGAGGAACACAAACACAUAUAUGACAGCAACCUUCAAGAUCCUUGGCAUUUGGGUUUCCGCUUUCUGCAAACUUUGUUUUCACUGAAAUGUUGAAACUACUCGUCUGAGGGCAAAGAAACAUUAUCACAAAUGCUGUAGCUGCCAAUUGGACACUUGGGGCAUUUCGAGGUCUGGCCCUUAGAAUUUUCUUUCUCUUUUUUCAAUUUAGACCAAAACCAAAAAAAACAAAAACAAAAAAACAAAAAACAAAAAGGAAAACAAAAAAACAACAACAAAAAAGAAGAAACACCCUAAACACACACACACGUACGCACACACAUACACAAAAUCUGUCCAUUUGCCGGAGGCAAUUAUGUAUAUGUUAGUUGGAGGGUUUUUAAAAAAUCAGUUUUAUUCCAAAGAUUUAAAACUAGACAUGACUUACAUGACUUAGAAACAAUUUCUGGAGCACUGCUAGCUGACAAUCUUGUAGUUCUCUACUGCAUUUGAGUGCAUUUUGUGGCCAGUCCAUUGGGGCGCACCAUGGGAUUAUAUUUGAAUGUGUGGUGCAUCCUUUCUGGAUGAAGGGUGUGUGAGGGACCUUGAACCUCAGCUGUAUUAAACUGUAGCGCCUCCAGUCAGUGCACUAGAUGAAACUUUAGACACCCCAAAUUUUGUUGGUUCGUUUAUUUUCCUUUCUCUAGCAGCCUCCAGCAUGAACGCACGCACACGCCAGCGAUGGCAUUAAGCCAUGGCUGCCACGAUUUACAAAUGUUCUCUCCCCAGCUGGAGCUGCUCUUGCCUCUCGAAAUGCUAUUAUUAAGGGUUUAUAAUACUUAAUUUAAUUUUCGAACUGACCAAUGCAAGGCUCUAUUAAAAAGAAAAUUUUUUUUAAAAAAAAGAAUACAAAAGAGUAAUCAUUGCUUGUUUGCUCCCUAUUUUCAUCUGUGGUCUCAUUUGAAUGUGGCAGAACAAAGGCCCUAUGGUCCUCACCAGUGUCUGAACUGUUCAGUAAUUUCUCUCUCUCGUAUCAGUGAGGUCCUUUGUAAUCUGCUCCUGACCUUUCUCAGAGUGGGGUGCACGGAAACGCGAUGGUGGCACUUGCUUGUUUCAAGUCCUUUGUUGACUAUGAGAAUCGGCCUGAGAAUUUGGUGGGUGCCAAGCGUAUGGCUUUGAAACUGUUCUCCUCUAGCCCAGAUUGACACCUGUGAAUGAUAAUCAGUCCUAACCAUGCAGGUGGGGGUAGCCCCAAUUAUUUUGGAAAGGGAUUUGUGAUAAAAUGUCCCUCAUCUCUGAAAUGGCAGAGAUGGUGGCUG